Messenger RNA from Olea europaea var. sylvestris, 1496 nucleotides. RefSeq lists its product as uncharacterized. The coding region runs from base 78 to 1262 and encodes 394 amino acids. NCBI's taxonomy places the organism in Eukaryota, Viridiplantae, Streptophyta, Magnoliopsida, Lamiales, Oleaceae. The record is from RefSeq and is a predicted model, not a curated record. The transcript has 3 exons.
ACAAAUGAGAUGUCCUUUUAAGUGAUUGAUAUCUUGGCAUGUGUCGCAAUCUUAUUUUUCCCAACGUAAAAUUUUGAAUGAGUCGUCCCUAUGUUCUGAACUUCCAUGCUCAUCCCAGACAUCAGGUCGUCACUGAACCUCAACCAUGUCCAGCCCCGAAAAAAUCAUGGCAACAAUUAUUCACCCCUUCUGCUGUUUCUGUUCCCUCUAAACCUAAUGUUAUUGGUAGGCCAAACGUGAAGUCCCAACCAGAAGUUCGGAGCCCACCACAACUACUUGAUUCACCGAUUAACUUUGGACAGCUGCCACCAUCUACUUUACCCUCUCCUCCGACUGGAUUAACAAAAAGCAGUAGAUCUCUUCCAAUGUCAUCUGAAGCUAUAUUUCCUAGGAUUGGAGAAGUGCCAGAUCAACUUUUACCAGAGGAGUCAGAGAUUUUUGAAGAUCCUUGUUAUGUUCCAGACCCUAUCUCUUUGCUUGGGCCAGUCUCUGAAUCACUUGAUAACUUUGAUUUGGACCUCGGUUUUGUAGCAGAUACGGUAUUGGAAGAACCAUGUGCUUUGAAGACUACACCUGCACCAUCCGAACUCACUAAGCCAUCACCAAUUCAGUCCCCCUUGUCACGAUCACGAGCUUCAGAGGAAAGGCAUGGUAUAUCUUUCUUUUCCCCUAGUGCUCCUAAAGCCCAGGAUAAAUCCAAUGAUGCAAAUGACAGUGGAACAUGGCAGAUGUGGAAUAGUUCUCCUCUAGGUCAGGCUGGUCUAGGUUUGGCAGGUGGAUCUGUCAGCUGGCUUUUGCCCCCAGAACUGAGCAGACCAAAGGAAGAUAUUAUGCAUCUGGUACCUCAGAAAACAAUGGCCUCGCUGUUUAAGAAUGAUGAGCAAAUCCAUGCUGGCACUCAAUCUUCUCAAAAUGUUUUUCUUGGCAAUUUUGAGAAUGCUGGGACAUUUGAUAGUUCUGUGCCUAGCAUUGUUGAUGGUCCAUGGUUGCCAGAAACUUUAUAUUGCCCUACUUCAGGUCGUGAGAACCAAAUUUUGUUGAAUCCUAGGGAGAAAGCUGAUCAGAAUGGUAUGAUUUAUGGGAGUACCGGAGAUUGUUCUGCUAACCAACAAUUUGACUUAUCUACAGCUAAUUCUUGGACCAAAAAGGACUGGACGGGAGAGGGCUCCAGAGACAGCACUGGAAACUCUUCAACAUUGAGGCCCCAUAUUGAUGGCCUUUACUCCACCUCGGAUGUACAUCGUCUCUGGCCAUAUCAUUAAAGAUGAGGGAAUGACAUAGCCUAGCGGGACUUGAAUGGAAUGGCCUCUUUUAGAGAGAAUUUAGAAGAAUACUGGAUGUGUCAUGUCUUCCUUCUUUUCUAUACAAGGGUGAUUACUAAUAACAUUUAUAGUGGUGGAAUGCCUGCGCUCAACUAUAUUAAUUUUGUGAUUUAUGGCCAUUUUUACCCCUAACUGAUGUCUAAACCACGUUUGAUACAUAUUUAUAGAUCUAUA